Zalophus californianus (California sea lion) is the source of this 1389-nucleotide messenger RNA. It is a transcript of the gene ACTL9, whose product is annotated as actin like 9. The transcript has a single exon. Gene Ontology annotation, molecular function: protein kinase binding; nucleosomal DNA binding. The record is from RefSeq and is a predicted model, not a curated record. Lineage: Eukaryota; Metazoa; Chordata; Mammalia; Carnivora; Otariidae. Gene Ontology annotation, biological process: cell motility; axonogenesis. The coding region runs from base 77 to 1327 and encodes 416 amino acids. Gene Ontology annotation, cellular component: cytoplasm; membrane; NuA4 histone acetyltransferase complex.
CCUCGGCCUUUUCUCCUCAUACCCCCAGAGGAAAGCGGUCAGCCUCGCCAAGCAGCUGACCCAGCUACGUGCAGCCAUGGAUGCAAAUCCGUCCAGUUGCACGAAGCCCCAGCCCUCCCCAAAGGCCUCCAGGACUGGCGUGAACCCCAAGUCAAUCCUGGUGAACAAGACCCUGCAGCAGGAAGCCCCCAGUAUGGUGGGUGACAGGUUGCCACCAAAGACCGGCGCGGUGGUCGUCGACAUGGGCACGGGCACCUGUAAGGUGGGCUUCGCGGGGCAGGCCCGGCCCACCUACACCGUGGCCACCAUCGUGGGCUCUCAGCCCAAGAAGCCGGCCACCAGUGGGCAGCCGGUGCUGGAGACUUUCAUCGGCGAGGCCGCCCGCAGACGCCCAGAGCUAACCCUGGUGCAGCCAGUGCGCAACGGCAUCGUGGUGGACUGGGACGCGGCCGAGCUCAUCUGGCGCCACCUGCUGGAGCACGACCUCCGCGUGGCCACUCGGGACCAGCCGCUUCUGUUCUCCGACCCGCCCUUCAGCCCCACCACCAACCGCGAGAAGCUGGUGGAGGUGGCCUUCGAGUCGCUGUGCUCUCCUGCCAUGUACGUGGCUUCCCAGUCGGUGCUGUCCGUCUACGCGCACGGGAGGAUCAGCGGGCUGGUGGUGGACACCGGACACGGGGUCACCUACACGGUGCCGGUCUUUCAGGGCUACAACCUGCCCCACGCCACGGAGCGCCUGGACCUGGCGGGCACGCACCUGACCGCCUUCCUGGCAGAGAUGCUGCUGGGCUCGGGCUUGACGCUGGGCCAGCAGGACCUGGACACCGUGGAGAACAUCAAGCACCACUACUGCUACGUGGCCCCUGACUUCCUCAAGGAGCAGGCCCGGCCGGAGCAGGAAUGCCGGCAGACCCUGGAGCUGCCCGACGGGCGGACGGUCACCUUGGGCAAGGAGCUGUUCCAGUGCCCGGAGCUGCUGUUCACCCCCCCGGAGAUGCCGGGGCUGGAGCCCGUGGGCGUCCCCAAGAUGGCCAAGCGGAGCCUUCACAAGGUGCCCCUGGAGGUGCGGGCCGACGUGGCCCAGAACGUGCUGCUCUGCGGGGGCUCCUCGCUCUUUCAGGGGUUCGAGGGCCGCUUCCGGGCCGAGCUGCUGCACAGUCUGCCCCCCGAGGCCCACGUGGUGGUGGCGGCGCAGCCCACCAGAAAAUUCUCGGUGUGGAUUGGGGGCUCCAUCCUGGCCUCGUUGCGCGCCUUCCAGUCCUGCUGGGUCCUGCGGGAGCAGUAUGAGGAACAGGGGCCCCACAUCGUGUACCGCAAAUGCUACUGACUCCGGUUGGCGGCGUGGGGGCUGGGGGUGGGGGUGGGGGGAGGCAGUAAAGCUUCCGAUAC